GGUGGGACUGUAAGAGGGUACAUUGAUUCCUAAAUGCUAAGCCCCCUCUGUGCGUAUGGCUUGUCAAGACGGACAGGCUCCGGGAGUAUCCUACGCUUCAUUUUGUCACCGGGGAGGUAAGUGCACACGGCUGUGAGCCGCUCCUCGCGCGCCCUCAGGGGAGGCCCCGCACUGCGAACAAAGGUUUCUGGACCGCUCUAUCCAGGACGCACCAACCUUGCGCUCUCGCGGCCGCCGGCGCGGUCCAGCCAUUGGCAGGAGAGGUAUAACGGCCCCGCAGCGUCUCGCCCCGCCUGCCCCGCAGCCCGGCCGCGUAGACAUCAGCUCCGGGCGCAGCACAGGUCUGCGCAAGGGCCAUGGGCGCCGCGCUGGGCACGGGUGCGCGGCUGGCUCUCCUACCCGGCCGGGCCUGCAGCGCUGUCCGGCACUGGGAGCCCCCCGCGCCCGCCCGAGGCUGCCACUCCAAGGCCGGCCCGGCGCGCCCGGUGCCCCUGAAGAAGCGCGGAUACGAUGUCACCAGGAACCCGCAUCUCAACAAGGGCAUGGCCUUUACCCUUGAGGAAAGGCUGCAGCUUGGGAUCCAUGGCCUAAUACCUCCCUGCUUUCUGAGCCAGGACGUCCAGCUCCUCCGGAUUAUGAGAUACUACGAGCGGCAGCAGAGUGACCUGGACAAGUACAUCAUCCUCAUGACGCUCCAAGACCGGAACGAGAAGCUCUUCUACCGAGUGCUGACGUCGGACGUGGAGAAAUUCAUGCCCAUCGUGUACACGCCCACCGUGGGGCUGGCCUGUCAGCACUACGGCCUGACCUUCCGCAGGCCCCGUGGGCUGUUUAUCACCAUUCAUGACAAGGGCCAUCUUGCAACAAUGCUGAACUCUUGGCCAGAAGAUAAUAUUAAGGCUGUGGUGGUGACUGAUGGGGAGCGCAUCCUGGGCCUGGGAGACCUGGGCUGCUAUGGCAUGGGCAUCCCCGUGGGCAAGCUGGCCCUGUACACAGCGUGCGGAGGCGUCAACCCGCAGCAGUGCCUCCCUGUCCUGCUGGAUGUGGGCACCAACAACGAGGAGCUGCUCAGGGACCCUCUGUACAUUGGCCUGAAGCACCGGCGUGUGCGUGGGCAGGAGUACGACGACCUUCUGGACGAGUUCAUGCAGGCCGUGACGGACAAGUUUGGAAUAAAUUGCCUCAUCCAGUUUGAAGACUUUGCCAAUGCCAAUGCCUUCCGCCUUCUCAACAAAUACCGCAACAAGUACUGCAUGUUCAACGAUGACAUCCAAGGCACAGCCUCCGUCGCCGUGGCAGGGAUCCUGGCUGCUCUGCGAAUCACCAAGAACAAGCUCUCCAAUCACGUGUUUGUUUUCCAAGGUGCUGGUGAAGCAGCCAUGGGCAUCGCCCACCUCCUUGUCAUGGCCCUAGAGAAAGAAGGCGUACCCAAGGCAGAGGCCACAAGGAAGAUCUGGAUGGUGGACUCCAAGGGGCUCAUUGUCAAGGGGAGGAGCCACCUGAACCAUGAGAAGGAGAUGUUUGCUCAGGACCACCCUGAAGUGAACUCCCUGGAGGAGGUGGUGAGGCUGGUGAAGCCCACGGCCAUCAUAGGUGUUGCCGCCAUCGCAGGAGCCUUCACGGAGCAGAUCCUGAGGGACAUGGCCUCCUUCCACGAGCGCCCCAUCAUCUUUGCCCUGAGCAACCCCACCAGCAAGGCCGAGUGCACGGCUGAGAAGUGCUACCAGGUCACCGAGGGCCGAGGGAUCUUUGCCAGUGGAAGUCCCUUUAAAGGCGUGACUCUGGAAGACGGCAGGACCUUCAUUCCCGGGCAGGGAAACAACGCCUACGUGUUCCCUGGAGUGGCUCUGGGAGUCAUCGCAGGCGGGGUCCGACACAUCCCGGACGGGCUCUUCCUGCUGACAGCAGAGCAAAUCGCCCAAGAGGUCUCUGAGCAGCAUCUGUCACAGGGGAGACUGUACCCCCCACUCAGCACCAUCCGAGACGUGUCUCUGAGAAUCGCCAUCAAAGUCCUCGACUUCGCCUACAAACACAACCUGGCCUCCUACUACCCAGAGCCCAAGGACAAGGAGGCUUUUGUAAGAUCCCUGGUCUAUACUCCAGACUAUGACUCCUUUACGCUGGACAGCUACACUUGGCCCAAGGAAGCCAUGAAUGUUCAGAAUGUCUGAUGCAAUCUCAGAGGCUGGUGUGGGGCUGAAUGAAGCCCAGAGUAACACUGACAAUAUAAAUGGGUUCCAAAAUGGCCAUGCUUGUCAUUGUGUUUUUCCUUUGAACUUUCUGGUGUGAGGGGAGAUGCCCAGGCAUAUGGUGAAUGAGAGCCUUGUCCCUGAA
Messenger RNA from Delphinapterus leucas (beluga whale), 2334 nucleotides. It is a transcript of the gene ME3, whose product is annotated as malic enzyme 3. NCBI's taxonomy places the organism in Eukaryota, Metazoa, Chordata, Mammalia, Artiodactyla, Monodontidae. Gene Ontology annotation, biological process: pyruvate metabolic process; malate metabolic process. Gene Ontology annotation, molecular function: malate dehydrogenase (decarboxylating) (NADP+) activity; NAD binding. The record is from RefSeq and is a predicted model, not a curated record. Gene Ontology annotation, cellular component: mitochondrion.